Thyridium curvatum is the source of this 2940-nucleotide messenger RNA. RefSeq lists its product as uncharacterized. The coding region runs from base 1 to 2940 and encodes 979 amino acids. NCBI's taxonomy places the organism in Eukaryota, Fungi, Ascomycota, Sordariomycetes, Thyridiales, Thyridiaceae. The record is from RefSeq and is a predicted model, not a curated record. The transcript is spliced from 2 exons.
AUGAGCGGCUUCGCGGUCAACACCAAUGGCUUUCCAGAUCGUGGCCCGGCAGUCUUUGCCGUGACCACGGCCACCUUGGUCCUUGCCACCGUUUUUGUCGCUGCAAGGCUGGUGUGUCGCAUUGGCAUCGUACGGAGGGUCAGCUGGGACGACUACUUCAUUAUCCUUGCUUGGAUUCUCGCCUUUGGCCUCAGUUUCACCAUCAACUACGGAACGCGCAAGGGACUGGGCAGACAUGACGAUGACAUCCCCGACCAAGAUCAGGGAGCUCUGAGGAAGAGUGAAUAUGCUUUCUCCAUCUUAUAUAACCCUGCUCUUAUGGCGACCAAGACUUCCAUCCUGAUCUUUUACUUGCGACUGUCCAAGAAUACACAGCCUGUCUUGCGUCUCGCUUCCUAUCUGGUGCUAGGCAUCGUCAAUGUUGCCGGCACCGUCCUCACCUUCAUGAACAUCUUCCAGUGUUCUCCGAUCCGCGACGCCUGGACGGAAGGCCCCAGCAACGGCAAAUGCAUACCUCUUUUGACCGAGUUCAUCUGCUCCGCGCCUGUCAACAUCGUCACCGAUCUUGCUAUCCUCGCUCUGCCGCUACCUGUGCUGACGGGUAUGAGGCUUCCUCCACGACAAAAGACCAUCCUCAUCUUUACCUUCUGUCUCGGUGUCUUCGUCUCGAUCGUCGAUGUUGUACGCGUCUAUUAUCUUCAACAGGCCAUCACCUACGUUCCGACAAGCAGCUCCUCCGAUCCCGAAUCGAGAUUCGGCGACAGUGACGAGUUUCCGUGGAACGCAUCGCUGUCGUUGAUGUGGUCGGCAGUCGAAGUGAACGUUGGUAUGACAUGCGCUUGCAUUCCUACCCUGAAGCCACUGAUCCUCAAGAUCCUCCCUGCCAUGCUGGUGGACCCCGACGGCACCAAGACCAGCUCGCAAACCAUGGACCGGGACAAUGCCGAACCGUCGCCCAAACAGGUGAGCAGCGAGAGAAUGCUCGAGCCUAUUCCUGCUUUUGGCGCAGGCGGCGGCAUGCAAGCCCCUCCGCCUGCUCGAACGACCCUUGGCGGGAACGACGACCAACAACUCACGAUGCUCGACUUUCUCACUACGCCCGAUGGGGCAAAUCCGAAUCACCAUGCGCCAGGUGACGGUCCAGGUGGCCUCCAGCCAACUCAGACAACCAUGACAUCUCGUGGGAGCGUGCAGGAAAAUGCCAUCUACUUUGGCUUUGUCAACUUGAAGAAGCCAAAGAGCAUGCUCAAAACAUCAGUAUCUGAAUCGUUCAAAUACUGCACGGUCGUCACUAUCUUGUUCUUCCUCUGGGGCUUUAGUUAUGGUCUCCUCAAUAGCCUGAACAAUGUGGUCGCAGCCGUGGCAGAUAUGACCGAGGCUCAAACCCUCGGGUUGACCAGUGUCUACUUCGGCGGCGGUUACCUGUUUGGCCCUCUGCUCGUCGGCGAAUGGAUCCUUCGGCAUGAUGAGCAUCAACGGACGAAACGCAAAUCCUCGCUCACCCGCAAUAAUGAUGAACCCAUUGGAGGCUUCAAAGCGACCUUCAUGAUUGGGCUGUGCUUUUACGGUACUGGCACGAUCAUGUUCUGGCCUAGCGCCGUCUUGAGAUCGUUUCCAGGGUUCCUGAUCUCGAACUUUGUCGUUGGCUUCGGGCUCGGCAUUCUAGAGACCGGAGCCAACCCGUUCCUCGCGCUUUGCGGACCCAUGGCGUAUGCCGAGAUGCGCCUCUGCUUUGCGCAAGGCGUCCAGGCGGUCGCGAGUGUCCUCAGUGGCCUCAUAGCACAGAAUGUCUACUUUGCGACCAUCGAGAAGAACAAGGUCUCCUCCAUGUCCCUCAUCGAUGUCCAGUGGACUUAUCUGGCCAUCACGCUCUUCUGUGCCGGGCUGGCCCUCUUCUUCUACUACAUGCCCCUGCCCGAAGUCAGCGACUCGGAGCUGGACGACGCCACAAAUCGCCUACCCGUCGACACACGCAAGCGUACGAUUGGCGGUUUCCGGCUCAAGACCGUGUGUCUGGUUCUGGCGGUCCUCGCACAGUGGUUCUACGUGGGUGCGCAGGAAAGCAUGAGCAUCUUCUUCAGCAGUCUGAUCAAGUCCUUCCUGCCCAACCCAGUCACUUCGUCGAAUGACAAUGAUGAAUCGAAGCCAGUGCCUGGCUUGACCUUGACGGUUCCAAACUAUCUCCUAAUCGCUCACACUGCCUUUGCCGUGUCCCGCUUCACGGCGGGCUACCUCGCUUAUCUAUCCGUCAAGAAUCCCAAGUGUCGACUGAUACCCUCGCCACGGACAGUUCUUGCGUUCUGCGCCAUCUUCUCGGUCAUCUUUGCCAUUUUGAUAGCCAGCAUCAAACCGACGAACCCCAACCUGAUCGUCAUACCCGUUGUCCUGUAUUUCACGGCUGAAGGGCCCCUCUAUCCCCUUAUUUUUGCGCUCGGCUUGCGGGGCCAAGGCAAACGUACGAAGCGUGCGGCCGCGUGGCUCACCAUCGGGACCUCGGGACCGGCUUUCUGGCCGUUCGUGCUCUGGGCCAUCAUGCGGAACGGUGGCAGCGUGCAGACGGCCUUCAUUGUUGUCGUCGCUCUGCUGUGCGUCACUUGCGUGUAUCCUCUCUACCUGACCUUUGUGCCGGACGCAAGGACCAUGUCGGACCCCAACGAGAGCCCAGACCUGCGAAGGAUCGCGCGUGCCGAGGCGGGCAGCAAAGCCCCGUCGCUGGACGAGGCUGUGAGGGACCGGCGCAGGCGAGGCGGUAGGGGGAGCAUAUUCGGCAGGUUAGCUGGUGGGUGGAAGAAGCCGAGGGGCUCGAACGCGUCGAGCAGUGUGCCGAUGGUGGAGCACAAGGAGGGCGCCGCUCAAGAAGUAAGUGGUGGCGGUGGUGGGAGUCGUGGCGUUGACCGUCGAGAUACUGUUCCUGAGAUACCCGAGUCCGAGCUACUCUGA